This is a messenger RNA of Cataglyphis hispanica, 4091 nucleotides long. RefSeq names its product puromycin-sensitive aminopeptidase-like (gene Psa). Bases 17 to 2791 code for a protein of 924 amino acids. Lineage: Eukaryota; Metazoa; Arthropoda; Insecta; Hymenoptera; Formicidae. The transcript has 4 exons. Gene Ontology annotation, cellular component: cytoplasm. The record is from RefSeq and is a predicted model, not a curated record. Gene Ontology annotation, biological process: proteolysis; peptide catabolic process. Gene Ontology annotation, molecular function: zinc ion binding; metalloaminopeptidase activity; peptide binding.
UCGUGCAUCCCUAGCCAUGUUCUCGCGCGUCGUCGCACGUGUAAGUGUUCGCCGUUGCCUUGUGAGUCAGCAAAAAGAUAAGGGUGUCGAUCCGUUGCAGCGGCUGUUGCGAGCGAGUAUCAUCGUCGAAAAGUGCGAGGCGCGUUACUAUAACACGAACGAAUCUAUCGAGUUGAGUGCAAGGAUGGGCGAUGAGAAGAAGCCGUUUCGCCGUCUGCCAUCGUUCGUGCGUCCCUAUCACUACGAUAUCUCGUUGACGCCGAACCUGACCACCUUCACUUUCGACGGCACCGAAAGCGUGCAUCUCAACGUGGAGUUUACAACUGAUACCAUUGUAUUGAAUUCCUUGGAAAUUGAUAUUAAAAGUGCAACUUUUAAUGGAAAUGAUGGAAAGACUAUUCCCGCCAAUAAAAUUGAACUUUCUGCAUCGGAAGAAACAGCCACGUUGAUGUUUCCUGAAACUUUGCCACUUGGUAAAAGUGGAUACUUGAAUAUAGAUUUCGUAGGCGAUAUCAAUGACAAAAUGAAGGGCUUUUAUAGGAGCAAAUAUACUAGAGAGGAUGGUACUAUUGAACAUGCAGCAGUUACCCAGUUUGAACCAACAGAUGCUAGACGUUGCUUUCCAUGUUGGGAUGAACCAGCGCUCAAAGCUACAUUUGACAUUACACUAAAAGUACCAACCGGUCUUACAGCACUUUCUAAUAUGCCUGUGAAAAGCAAAGUUACGAAUAGCGAGCACGAGAUAGUGGCUUUUGAAAGAACGCCUAUCAUGUCAACAUACUUGGUAGCUGUAGUGGUGGGUGAAUUUGAUUACAUAGAAGAUAAAUCUAGUGAUGGUGUGUUAGUUCGAGUUUACGUGCCCAAGUCCAAGAAGGAGCAAGGCCAGUUUGCAUUGGAAGUAGCCACUAAGGUAUUGCCCUAUUACAAGACUUAUUUUGGUAUCGCGUAUCCCCUGCCGAAAAUCGAUCUCAUAGCGAUCGCCGAUUUUUCGUCUGGUGCUAUGGAAAAUUGGGGUUUGGUUACAUAUCGCGAGACCUGUCUGCUUGUGGAUCCACAAAAUACAUCGGCGGUCCGCAAGCAAUGGAUCGCGUUAGUAGUAGCACACGAAUUGGCACAUCAGUGGUUCGGUAAUCUCGUGACGAUGGAAUGGUGGACGCAUUUGUGGUUGAAUGAAGGUUAUGCGUCGUUCGUGGAAUUUCUCUGUGUCGCGCAUCUAUUUCCAGAAUAUGACAUCUGGACACAAUUUGUGACAGAUACGCACAUUCGAGCGUUAGAACUGGACGCAUUAAAAAAUAGCCAUCCGAUCGAGGUACCGGUCGGUCAUCCGUCGGAGAUUGAUGAGAUCUUUGAUGACAUAUCGUAUCACAAAGGCGCGUCCGUGAUUCGUAUGCUGCACGCGUAUAUAGGCGACGCUGACUUCAGGAAGGGCAUGAAUUUGUAUCUGAAGAGACACAGUUACGCUAACGCGGAGACCGAAGAUCUUUGGGCCGCAUUGGAAGAAGCCAGUAAUAAAGCUGUGCGUAGAGUGAUGUCUUCAUGGACUAAAAGACAAGGUUUUCCCGUUGUCAAAGUCGAUCAUCAUCAAAGUAAUAGUAAAGUUAAGGUUCUGUCAUUAUCUCAGGAGAGAUUUCUGGCUGACGGAUCGGUGGACAAGGACGCGGAUAACACGUGGCUCAUACCGAUAAGCGUGACCUCGUCCAAAAAUCCAAGCAAAGCAGUAUUCGAAGGCAUACUGGACACAAAAACAAAAGAAUUAGUAAUCAAUGAUGUUUCCGAGGAUACGUGGUUGAAAAUCAAUCCCGGGACGAUUGGUUUCUACCGGACUCGUUAUAGUCAAUCUGCUCUGUCGCUUUUGUUACCGGCAAUCAAAGAUCACACAUUACCUCCUCUAGAUAGAUUAGGUUUAUUGGAUGAUCUCUUCGCAAUGGUACAAGCGGGUCACGCGUCUACCGUAGAAGUGCUCCAUCUCAUGCAAGCGUUUUUACACGAGGACAAUUAUACCGUGUGGUCUACAAUAGUAAACAUCUUGAGCAAAAUUAACAUUCUUAUCUCACAUUUAGAUUUUGAGGAUUCUUUCAAAGCAUUUGGACGUCAUCUAUUUCGCGACGUGAAUAAUAGGCUAGGCUGGGAUCUUAAACCGAACGAAAGUCAUUUAAACACUUUACUCAGAUCUCUCGUGUUAGGUCGCAUGGCGGCUUUAAAUGAUCCGGAUACUAUUGAAGAAGCGAAGAGAAGAUUCGAGCUUCACGUGAACGGCAACACGAUUCUUGCUGCUGAUUUGCGCAGUCCGGUUUAUCGAGCUGUGCUCUCCGUAGGCGAUGCUAAUACUUACGAAACUAUGAUAAAACUGUACAAAGACGCUGAUCUCCAAGAGGAGAAGGAGCGAAUUCUGCGAGCUCUCGGUGCGAUCAAAGAUCAGGCGCUGCUGAGGAAAGUCCUGGACUUUGCUAUGAGCGAGGACGUCCGUGCUCAAGAUACGGUAUUCGCCAUCAUGUCUGUGGGUCUAUCGUACAAGGGACGUCUUAUGGCGUGGAACUUUUUCAAGGAAAAGUGGAAGACCCUUCUAGAUCGUUACGAAGGUGGUUUUCUGUUGGCGCGAUUAGUAAAGUUUACCACAGAAAACUUCGUCACCGAAGAGCAAGCCAAAGAUGUAGAAAGCUUCUUCGAGAGUCACCCGACGCCGGGCACGGAAAGAACGGUGCAGCAGUGUGUGGAAUCCAUCAGACUGAACGCCGCGUGGCUCGCCCGAGACAAGGACUCGAUCAAAGAAUACCUUACCACUCAAGUCUAAUAUAUAAAAAUAAUUUUUAUUUUUUCCCUGUUACCUUAAUUGAAAAUCGGUAUAAUUUGAAAUCGCGUAUGUGAAUCGAAUUGUAUUAUCGCUCUAGAGCAUCUUAUCGAUUGAUACUGCCAUAUCAAUUAGGCAUAGACUGUCUCUUGUGUAUGAAUAAUACAUAAAUAAUCCAAUGCAAAUUAUGUGUGCACGCUCAAUGAAAAACGCAGAUUUAUUUAAUAACGCUUAAAAUUAAAUAUUUUGCUGAGUGAACAUAAAAGAAUGGAUGAGUAUAUCGUUUUGUACACAUCUAUUAUAUUUUACUGCGUUAUCUUAACAUGAUUCAAUAUUUAACAUCGUUCUUAUAGUAUUUAUUUUCCUAAUUAUUAUAUAGUACCCCUGAUAUCAUACAUUUUGUCAUUUCGAGUUUACCAUUGAGAAGGAGAAAUAUAAAUAUUUAGAAAUCUCAUUUUGAUCACACUACAUCAUCACUAUGACAGAUAAAUUGAAAAACUGAAUGUAUGUCAAAAGUUUUAAUUCUCAGUGACAUACUCUGUAGUAAUAUUUUAAGUUUUGAUGCGAUAGCAGUUAAAAGUUGAUAUUUUAUUUGUUGUUCAUUGAUAUAAUAUUAUCCAUUUGCGCGAAAAUAUGUGUGCUUUUAUAGAGAUAAAUUCUGCUAACGAUAUUCAUCUUUAAAUGACGUAAAUGAGAACUUGCAAAUAUUUUGUUUUUUUAUGAAAGAGGACUAUUGUUGAAUCAAUUAAUAAUUUAAUAUGAGAAAUAUACAUUUUUAUCAUUUAUCGGAUGUGAUUUAUAUUGUUUAUAAUUAUACAUAAGUAUAAUUCAAUUUUUAUAAAGAAUAGCUAUUUUGAAUUAGCUAAUUUAAAAAUAAGAUUCACAAAUUAAUGUCUGUCACUGAUUAUAAAACAUCAUGGGAAAGAUAUGUAUUGAAAGUUCUUAAACAAUAGAUAUCUAAAAGGAAUAUAAAGAAAUGUAACAUUUCUUUAUAAAGUAUGACAGAUCUAAAAAUUUUUUUGUAAUGUUGCAAAUAUAUACGUGAAAGAUCUGAAAGAUUUUCAGAAUUGUAGAAACAUUACAAAAAAGUUUUAAUUUUUUUUAGAUAUUCGUUAGAUAUCUCUCGUUUUUUUUUUUUUUUAUACAGGUGUUUUUCUUAAAUUUUCAUAUUUAACAGAUGCUUUAACAGAACGAUGCUUCAACGCACCAGCUUUAAAAUCUUUAUAAUAUAAAAUGUAUUGUAGUAUGUAAUUUCCAAUAAUAUGUACAAAUUACAGUCUAUAAUAUAGAUUGUUUAUUUGAA